AUGCUUCUCUUAAAUCAACACUUCCCUAUGAAGCUGGUGUUGAGCCCUUGGUUAAUGCAUCCACACAUUUUGGAGAUAAGCCCUGGAUUCAUCAAUGUUGUACUAUCAUCUGCGUGGAUGGCCAAGUGCAUUGAGAGUAUGCUUAUCAAUGGAAUUGACUCAUGGGCGCCUAAACUUUCGGUUAAGCGAGCCGUGGUUGAUUUUUGCUCUCCAAACAUUGCAAAAGAAAUGCAUGUUGGUCAUCUAAGAUCAAUUACCAUCGGUGACACGCUAGCUCGCAUGCUCGAGUACUCAAAGGUUCAAGUUCUACGCAGAAACCAUGUCGGUGACUGGGGAACACAGUUUGGUAUGUUAAUCGAGUACCUCUUUGAGCAAUUCCCUGGUUCAGAUGGAUCGGCCGUGACAGCGAUUAGAGAUCUUCAGAGUGAUGGUGGUUUUACUUAUGACACAACGGAUAUGGCUGCUCUUUGGUACCGGCUUAACGAAGAGAAAGCUGAGUGGAUUAUUUAUGUGACAGAAGCUAACCAAGAGGGGCACUUUGAUAGGUUAUUCAAAGCUGCCAGAAAAGCAGAUUGGCUUCCAUCUAAUGAUAAAACUUACCCCAGAGCUAGUCAUGUUAGAUUUGGUCAAGUCCUUGGAGAAGGUAAAGACAAAGAAUGGACACUCGAGGAGCUGAACCAAACAGCUGAGGCAGUUGGUUACGGUGCGCUGAAGUAUGCUGAUCUGAAGAACAACAGAUCGACAGAUUAUUCUUUCAGCUUUGAUCAAAUGCUUAAUGACAAGGGAGAUACAGUUGUUUACCUUCUUCGCGCUCAUGCUCGGAUCUGCUCAAUCAUCAGAAAGUCUGGCAAAGACAUAGAUGAGUUGAAAAAGACAGGAAAGCUAGCAUUGGAUCAUGCAGAAGAACGGGCACUAGGGCUUCACCUGCUUCGAUUUACCGAGACGGUUGAGGAAGCGUGCACCAAAUUGUUACCGAACGUGUUGUGCGAGUACCUCUACAAAUUAUCUAAACAUUGCACCAAAUUCUAG
Messenger RNA from Arabis nemorensis, 1029 nucleotides. Lineage: Eukaryota; Viridiplantae; Streptophyta; Magnoliopsida; Brassicales; Brassicaceae. The record is from the annotation of a GenBank genome assembly.